Xenopus laevis (African clawed frog) is the source of this 1427-nucleotide messenger RNA. It is a transcript of the gene krt18.L, whose product is annotated as keratin 18, type I, gene 1 L homeolog. Gene Ontology annotation, biological process: intermediate filament cytoskeleton organization. NCBI's taxonomy places the organism in Eukaryota, Metazoa, Chordata, Amphibia, Anura, Pipidae. The record is from RefSeq and is marked provisional. Gene Ontology annotation, molecular function: structural molecule activity. Gene Ontology annotation, cellular component: keratin filament; cytoskeleton; intermediate filament.
GUAUCCAAAAGUUCUUUCCAGCUAUCUGAGCAGCUCUUCACCAACUGCCUGCACAGCCAUGAGUUACUCUCGCUCUAUGUACUCUUCCUCCUCUGUGGUAGGUGGGAGUCCCUACCGCUCCCUGAGCUCAGCACCCCGUUUUGCACCAGGUAGCAGCGCUGCAAGCGUCCAUGCAGGUGCAGGGGGUUCUGGUGCCCGGAUCUCUGUAUCUAGGGUAUCCUCCGUGGGAUCAGGGUUUGGUGGUGGAUUUAGUGGUGGAUUUAGUGGUGGAUUUAGUGGGGUAUCUAAUGUCAGUCUGAUGGGUGGGGCCCAGAAUGAGAAGGAGACCAUGCAGGACCUGAAUGACCGUCUGGCAUCUUACCUGGAAAGAGUCCGCAGCCUGGAGACAGCCAAUAAGGAACUGGAGGUGCAAAUUCGUCAGCACACUGAAAAGAAGGGGCCUGCCAAGGACUGGAGUCCAUACUACAAGGCUAUUGAGGACUUAAAAAAACAGGUGUUUGAUAGCACAGUAGACAACUCCCAGCUGGUUCUGCAGAUUGACAACGCUCGCCUCGCAGCUGACGACUUCAGAGUGAAGUAUGAAGCUGAAUUGGCUAUCCGUAUGUCUGUGGAAACCGACAUUGGUGGGCUGCGCAAGCUUAUAGAUGAUACCAACAUCAGCAGAUUGAACCUGGAGAAUGAGAUUGAGUCACUGAAGGAGGAGCUGAUCUUCCUGAAGAAGAACCACCAGGAUGAUGUGAAUGAACUCCAGGCUCAGAUUGCACGCUCUGCAGUCACUGUGGAGGUGGAUGCCCCCAAAUCACAAGACCUUGGCAAAAUCAUGGCAGAACUUCGGGCACAGUAUGAUGGACUGGCACAAAAGAACCGUGAAGAUGUUGAAAAGUGGUAUCAGUCAAAGGUGGAGGAGCACACCAUGCAAGUUAACAUAGACACACAAGAACUGCAGACUUCAAAGAAUUCCGUCACUGAACUGCGCCGCACUAUGCAGUCCCUAGAAAUAGAGCUGGAGUCACUGCGCAACCAGAAAGCCAGCUUAGAGGGCACACUCCACGACACAGAGGCACGUUAUGCAAUGGAACUGGAAAUGCUUGGUGGCACUGCCAUGGCACGGGAGUCAGAGUUGGUACAAGUCCGCAGUGACUGCCAGAGGCAACAACAGGAGUACCAGGCUCUUCUUAACACAAAGAUGAAGCUGGAAGCAGAAAUCCAUACCUACAGAAGGCUCCUGGAAGGAGAUAGCUUUGAUCUCCAGGAUGCUGUACCAACAGUAACCACACAGACGGUAAAGAAAGUGAUCACGACCACACAGAGGAUUGUGGAUGGGAAGGUGGUUGCAGAAAGCAAUGAUACUGAAGUCCUCAAGGCUUAACUUUAGGAAACCGACUUUUAUGUCCGUUGCAUUUCAUUUAAUAAACAUUCCAGAAUUG